AUGUUCGUGGAUAAUCACUGCCAUCUUCUGAUGGAACAUUCUAGACUGGCCGAACAGUUGGCUGACAGCCUAAUGCCGGGAUUAUACUGCCUCAUGUCCACAAGCUUCUUCGAUCUAGAUACAGUGCAUGAGCUUAUGCUCAAAAGCGAUAAAGUGGUUCCCUACUAUGGCGUCCAUCCUUGGUACAGUCACUUGUAUCGUGUAGGUACGGAGUCGAAGGAAGAACAUUACAAUAAGGUUUUGCAACCGUCACCACCUCUGGAGCUCUUGGAAGUUCUUCCGGAACCUGUUGAUUUUUCCGAAUACUUGGUUAAAAUAAGAGAGUAUGCGGGGGUUUGCAAAGAAAGAAAAAGGAUGUUUGGCAUUGGUGAAUUGGGGCUCGACAAGUUGUUUCGAGUACCAACGAAUGGAUUUUACGGCAACCCAGCUAUCAAGGAGAAUGUGAGAUUGACCAACUGCAAAGUGACUAUGGACCAUCAAUUGCAUGUGUACACGGAACAACUUAGGCUUGCCAACGAACUACAGGUGCCAGUAUCCUUGCAUUGUGUCAAGGCACAUGGAGCCUUUUUUGAUUCUCUAGCAAAAUCUCCAGACUAUAAUGAUAUCCCUGCUAUCAUUCUUCAUUCAUACACGGGCUCAAUUGAGCAGGCCCGAUCAUGGGUUAAAGAGUACCGCAAGAAACCCACAAAGCUACUAUUCUCAUUCUCCAAUUACAUCAAUGCCACCGAACAAAAGAUACCCACGCUCCAUGAUGUUCUUGACAUUCUCGAUAGCCUGCAAAUCCUUCUUGAAACUGACAUGCCACUCGAUCGCUUCUUCUUGCUGGACAAGAAUCAGGAGUACUCUGAGCACGCUGAGGGUAUUACUGCAGCAGUGUGCGGCCACAUGGAUUGGAACCCAACCGAGGCAGAAAGUCUCCUCUACAACAAUAGCAUAGAAAUUUACAGUGUAUAG
This is a messenger RNA of Candidozyma duobushaemuli, 954 nucleotides long. Its product is annotated as putative endodeoxyribonuclease. Gene Ontology annotation, molecular function: hydrolase activity, acting on ester bonds. The transcript has a single exon. Lineage: Eukaryota; Fungi; Ascomycota; Pichiomycetes; Serinales; Metschnikowiaceae. Bases 1 to 954 code for a protein of 317 amino acids. The record is from RefSeq and is a predicted model, not a curated record.